Phascolarctos cinereus (koala) is the source of this 3374-nucleotide messenger RNA. It is a transcript of the gene SMARCD1, whose product is annotated as SWI/SNF related BAF chromatin remodeling complex subunit D1. The record is from RefSeq and is a predicted model, not a curated record. Lineage: Eukaryota; Metazoa; Chordata; Mammalia; Diprotodontia; Phascolarctidae.
AGAGCCCGCCUCGCUUUUUCCACCAUCCCCUUCUAGCCCGCAGUCUCGUUGCCCGAAGCCUCCCCUUCCAUAUCCCAGGCAGGCUCUGGAGGUCGGGGAGGGGAAGGGGGAGGGGGAGCGGGUGUGUGUGAGUGUGUGUGAGAGGGAAGGGAGAGUGGCCGAGAGAGGGGGGGAGUUCCGGUUCCGGUUCUUUGUGCGGCGGCGGCAGUGGCUCCGGGGGAAGAUGGCGGCCCGGGCUGGUUUCCAGUCAGUGGCUCCGAGCGGCGGCGCCGGAGCUGCGUCAGGGGCGGGCGCAGCGGCCGCUCUGGGCCCGGGUGGGACUCCGGGGCCCCCAGUGCGAAUGGGCCCGGCACCCGGCCAAGGGCUCUACCGCUCCCCGAUGCCCGGAGCAGCCUAUCCGCGUCCAGGCAUGUUGCCAGGAAGCCGUAUGACACCUCAGGGACCUUCUAUGGGACCUCCUGGCUAUGGGGGGAACCCUUCAGUUCGACCUGGUCUGGCCCAGUCAGGAAUAGAUCAGUCCCGAAAGAGACCAGCUCCUCAACAGAUCCAGCAGGUUCAGCAGCAGGCAGUCCAGAAUCGAAAUCACAAUGCAAAGAAAAAGAAGAUGGCUGACAAAAUUCUACCUCAGAGGAUUCGUGAGCUGGUACCAGAAUCCCAGGCCUAUAUGGAUCUCUUGGCUUUUGAAAGGAAACUGGAUCAGACCAUCAUGAGAAAACGACUAGAUAUUCAGGAGGCCUUGAAACGACCUGUCAAGCAAAAACGGAAACUUCGUAUUUUCAUUUCGAAUACUUUCAAUCCAGCUAAAUCAGAUGCUGAAGAUGGGGAAGGAACUGUGGCUUCCUGGGAGCUUCGGGUAGAAGGACGGCUCCUCGAGGAUUCAGCUCUGUCUAAAUAUGAUGCUACCAAGCAGAAGCGUAAAUUCUCCUCCUUCUUUAAGUCUUUGGUGAUUGAGCUGGACAAAGAUUUAUACGGGCCAGACAACCACCUGGUGGAAUGGCACAGGACUGCUACCACCCAGGAGACAGAUGGCUUCCAGGUGAAGCGGCCAGGAGAUGUAAAUGUUCGUUGCACUGUUUUGCUGAUGCUAGAUUACCAGCCUCCUCAGUUUAAAUUGGACCCCCGCCUGGCCCGGCUUCUGGGUAUCCACACACAGACACGUCCAGUGAUCAUCCAAGCACUGUGGCAAUACAUCAAGACUCAUAAGCUUCAGGACCCCCAUGAACGGGAGUUCGUUAUCUGUGACAAAUACCUCCAGCAGAUAUUCGAGUCGCAACGGAUGAAGUUCUCAGAGAUCCCCCAGCGGCUCCAUGCCUUGCUCAUGCCACCAGAACCCAUCAUCAUUAAUCACGUCAUCAGUGUUGAUCCCAAUGACCAGAAGAAAACUGCCUGUUAUGACAUUGAUGUGGAAGUAGAUGACACCCUUAAGACCCAGAUGAACUCCUUCCUGCUAUCUACUGCAAGCCAGCAGGAAAUUGCUGCUCUAGACAACAAGAUCCAUGAGACAAUAGAGACCAUCAACCAGCUGAAAACCCAGAGAGAGUUCAUGCUGAGUUUUGCAAGAGACCCCCAGGGCUUCAUCAAUGACUGGCUUCAGUCCCAGUGCCGGGAUCUGAAGACCAUGACAGAUGUAGUGGGAAACCCAGAGGAGGAGCGCCGAGCUGAGUUCUACUUCCAGCCAUGGGCUCAGGAGGCUGUGUGCAGAUACUUCUACUCUAAGGUGCAGCAGAGACGGCAGGAACUGGAGCAGGCUCUGGGCAUCCGAAAUACAUAAGGCCCCUCCUCCAUCCUCAGCCCGGCCACACCAAUUCUUCGUAUAGGCUGUUGUGCCUCCCCAUAGCACCUGCCCUAGUCUUGCUUUGGGGUCCUCCAGGGGAAGCUGCUGGUUGAAGGAUGACACCAAGAUGAAGAGGGUCCCACAUUUCUGUCUCAAGAGACAAAUAUCCUCCUCCCCAGUCUCUCCAACUCCCUUUUGCCUCACAAAACUCCCACGUGCCUCUCCCUUUUCCUGGUCUACAUAGGACCUCUAGUUAGUAUUAGUGAGAGAAUUUAUAGUGGUAAUCAAUGCUCUGAAUGAACUGGCCUAAGGCUAAGUGAUCUUCAAGGGAAACAACUAAACUCAUGUUGCCCUUAAGAGACCCAGGAUCGAGGGCCAUAGUCCCUUUCCCCAGGUCUGGACCAGGGGGCAUUCUGUAAGUUAGUUGGUUUCGGUUGUCCCUAUAUAGAAUCCCAUUUUCUUUCAUCAGUUUGGUACAAACUCUUAAUGGGAUGUUCUGGGACCCAAGGGAACUUUAAGACCACUUGACUUAGUUGACCCCUAGGCCAUGUUCCUCUAGGAUGGCCUGCUGGCUUAGCUCUUCCCUGAGUCCCCUAUGUGGGGGUUCACAUCAGUAUUAGAGUUUGUUCCCUGACUGCUGCUCCCACCUGGCACACUCCCUAUAGCUGCUGCUUUUUCUUAGGAUUCUUCCUAAGCCAGGGCAUUUGGGCUGGGAGCCCUGCCUUUCCCCACAUCCAUUCCCUUGUGUGUUGUCACUGCCAGCAAAGGCAUUCAUUCCUUCCAGCUAUUGCUUGGACAUGUGGCCACCACCCCUCCUACUCCACCUUUUCCCCAGUAGAGAGAGACGCCUCAAACCCAAUGCAUAAAAGCCCUGGGACAUCUCUGUUUCCCUGUCCCUUGCCCUUUUAGUUAGUACCCCAUAGUGGGUCAUGGGGCAUUGGGGAAUAAGGAGAGCCGAGGGCUGGAGAGCGGCUCUUUGUUGGGUUUGUGACUCUCUCUACCCUUAAUCCCAACUGAAAUCCUUCAGCCCCUCAGGUAAGCAGCAGGGCCAGGGGUCUGGCCCAGUAGAACUGAGAUGGUUUUGCAUCCUUCCAGGAAAGCUCCAUAUUCCUUUCCCAGGUUGGAUUUUUCCCUUAAGUUAGCAUAUCUCAGGCUCGCAGACUCAACACAGCAGGGUGGGAGAGAGCCAGGUGCAGAAGGGGCGUUGGGUUUGGCAUCAGCUCCAAAACCCCACAGAACUGACAGACUCCUGCCUCCCCACCCCUCCUCAGGCUCCUGCGAGUAUACCCUCCUCCGUGCCUGCUCCACAUCACGUGGCAGCGGAAUCUUCCCACUGUCCCUCUGAAAGGCUUCCCUUACACUACUACAAGGGCACCUCACAAACCUCUGUUGGGGGAGGGCAGCUGAGCCCUGGCCCCACUGCUGGCCAGGACCAUGUGAAGGAAGCUCAGACACCGGCCUUCCUCCCACCACUUAGGCAGUGUCCCUGUUGCAGAUAACUUUUUAUUAACUGAAUGUUAUGUUUUUUCAUGGACCAAAAUUUUUUUUGUACUGUCCCCUUAUAGAUGUCACCCAGUUUUAAUAAAAGCAUCUUCUGAAG